Xyrichtys novacula (pearly razorfish) is the source of this 3616-nucleotide messenger RNA. Lineage: Eukaryota; Metazoa; Chordata; Actinopteri; Labriformes; Labridae. The record is from the annotation of a GenBank genome assembly.
GAAUGCAGCCCGCUUUUCCCCCCGCUGUGUGUACCGGCUAAUACGGACAACCUUGGAUUUAUAGGCGCCUGUAAACGGCCGAUUCAUCCAAUGUUUCGAGUUUUUUCAUCAGGAACCUUUUUAGUUUAGUGAAACUAAACCUAGAGCUGAGGUUUCUGAAAUAUUCACAUGCCUGUUCGGUUCGGUUCUGGUUCGAUAUGUUCAGAGUAAGUACGGACAGAUCACGCUGUCACCUUAGACUCUCAGUAAUGUUGAUCAGUGUUUACCUUUUAUAUAAUGUUUGCUUGGUUUGUUAACGUUUCUUACCAGUCUUCAUAAUUUCGCUUUAAAUAAAUACCAUCCUAUAAAACCAUUACUUUAAGUGUGGUGUAAUAAAACUGUAAAAAAUAAACUCCACGUUAAAGAUACUGCAUCCGGUUCAGACAAACACAUGUGAUUCCUGUUUGUGAUCUCCUAGACUGCAACAAAAAUUUACAAUGAACCUUUAACUACAAUUUGUGGUUAUUUGUGAGAUUCAGGCCAAAAAAUUGGAUCCCACAAUCAACACGAACCAAAAGUCACUCAUGGGAGUAGGGCUGGGCGAUAAAACGAUAAUGAUAAAUAUCGAAAAUUAAUAUCCCUCAAUAUCGAUAUAAAACACGGUCAAAAUGCUCUUUGAUAGUCGGCAUUCUUCCAUGUUUUGGUAGAAAUGCAGAUGAAGGCUAAACAGAUGAUGACAUCUUCGACAACACUGACACGAAAACGUCAGUGGUGUGGAGGACAUUUGAUCACAUCCAGUUUACUGAUCCAUCUCUUGAUAAAGUCGGUCAGGACAGCCUAGGUAACUCUUAAUCAUCCUCUCAUUACUGCAGUAGUGACAUCUUUUCUGUGUUAUGUCCUCCAGCAGUAACUCCUUCACAUUCCCGCUGAGAUGUCCCUUCCAAAGAUCACACGACUCCCCUCUGCGAGGCUCCUGGGCUCCAUCAGCCACCUCCACCUCCAGCACCAGCAGCUUCUUCUGCCCUCCCUCCUUCCUCUCUCGGUGCCCAGAAGAGCUGUGACCCCGAGUCCAUACAGACGACCCGGCCAGCCCAGAGAGGACAAGCCCCCGUGGCAGAAGAUCAACUUUGACUUCUGGAAGGGCGUUGGGGGGAUUAAGAAGCACUUCGCUCUGUUGAAGAAGGAGUUUUUCGAACGCUGGACCGGUCCAGAAGGCAAACCCAUCCUGGAGCACAUGCUGGAGCAGAACCGAGUCGUAUGGGAAUUCAGGCAUCCAGAGAGCCUGGAGGAUUGGACCGUGUCCUCAGAUCAGGAGAUAGGAGGACAGAGUACAGUUAACCUGAAGCUUGGGAAAAAUGAUACCUGUUACCUGUACGGGACUCUAAACUCUACACCUCCGAGGGACGGAGAGACACGCUACAGCGGCUACUGCACCAUGCGCUCAAAGCAACCGCUGGUCAGUGAUUUACUGACACCUUUGUCUCACACACUCCCAUUUGAUUUGAUGACCGUAACCCAUGUAGAUUUUCCACUCAUGAAAUAGUAGCACAUUUUAUCUGCACUGUGUCCUAUCCCUGAGUGUCUCUGUCUCAUCUAGAUUUCAUUUGACCGAAAAAAGCACCACGACUGGACGAGUUUCAACACCCUGCAUUUACGUGUGCGAGGAGACGGCCGUCCCUGGAUGAUCAACAUCGCUGCAGAAACUUAUUACUCGCACCAGAAGGAUGACAUAUACUGUUAUUUUCUGUAUACAAGGGGUGGACCGUACUGGCAAGAUGUGAAGGUAGGUGGAAAUAAAUAAAACCUCGAUUUAAAAAGCUUCCUGAAAUAGAAAAUGCAGUCAAAAUAUCAGGAUCUAGAGAAAGGUAUUAUAUGUAAAACUGAUUUCUGCUAAAUAACAAAUGAUCUUUUUCCUCCUCUGUGUCUGUCACUCCCAGAUACCCUUCUCCAAGUUCUUCCUCACACACCGUGGGAGAAUACAAGACGACCAGCAUCCUGUGUGGCUGGAUAAGGUAGAGCAGAGACAAUCCUGACAUACUGUCAAAUAUAAGACAGCAUGUCCUCUUUAGAGUUUACUAUGAGCUCUCUUUGUUUGUGUUUGCAGAUAAACACCAUCGGGUUUACAUUAGGGGACAAAGCGGACGGGCCGUUCCAGCUGGAGAUUGAUUUCAUCGGCGUUAGCAAAGAUUUCGCUCACACUGAAGAGUUCGCCUACGAGCUGUACAAGAAGAAUCCAGAAGUCUGAGGGGACCUGCUGAACUACCAGGCGAACUUUUGAACAGUUGAAGGAUGUGAAGGAUUAACCGUUCCAACCCUUCCAUCACCAAACUCUCUGUCUGUGUGGACUUUGGCGCCCCCCUGUGGAUAAAGUGGCACCUCUUACAGCUCCACUGUGAUUUGUCUUUAAGGAAAAAAAUGUCAUCAUGCUUCUUUUCAACAUUCAAAUAUAUAAUUCAUUGAGAAUAUUAAAGCUCCUGUGAGGAACUCUGAGUGUGUGGGAUGUGGACAAAACUAUUUUGGCUGAUUUAGUCCCUAUACACAGAGAAAAACAAUUAAAAUGUUCAUUUAUCAAGAAUCUUUCUGUAUAAACAUGAGAAAAUAGCAUCAAUUAAGGUGAAAUUAACCCCCCCACCUGUGGUUGUAGACAUCAAUCAUGACCACAAAGAAAGAGCCCCGUUUGCUCUCAAGAGAUCAUUAAGAAGCUUUAGUUUCACAACCAGCUAGAAAUUCCUCACAGGAGCUUUAACUGUGGAAACGUGCUUAAAAAAAAAGCUGGUCUUACAUUUCAGGUCUUAAAUUCUACAUCUCAGCAACUGUAGGCAUAAAAAGUACAAUUAAGACACUGCUGUCUUUUAUUUUUGUUUGUUUUUGCAGAUAAUAAAGAAGCAACACUUUCAUAACAAGUCAAAAACCCCUUACAGGUGCUUUAAUAAAUCACCGCGUCUCAUUAUUUUAAAACAGUAUAUUUUGGAGAGUGUAAAAGCAGUUUGAAAAGUAAAAACAGAGAUGUGGAAACAUUUUUCAUCAAAGUCUUUUUUAUCAGUCGAUCCCAAAAAAAGUAAAAACAGCAAACAUCAAGUUUUCAGAACAAGUCCCGGUUUCCAAAGUAGCAAAACUAAACAUCGAUUUUCUAAACGUCAGAGUUAAAAAUGUAAUUCAGAGUUUUAGAACAAAUCUAAAUAACUGUAUUUAUGUUGGACAGAGCAGAAAAGUUGUGUCUACUUUACGAACAGGAGUUUAAAAGUUUGUUAAAGAAGUGAGUAGGACAGGAGAAUAUUUACACAGGCUGUACAGACGUCCACAAACUGGCCGGGUGACUGUUUUUACAUCAUUACCAGGCCUCUUCUCGCUCCAAGAAUGUUCUCCUUCUUGUGUUUCCGCUCCUCCGCCUGUUUCGCCCUCCUGUCGCCCCUAAAGACAGAAACAGACACAUGCAUUGGACGAUGCACAAGGGAGACAAACCACCAUCAGCUUUGAGAGCGUGAAUGAAGGACAGACCUGGUCUGGACCUGGUGCUGUUUGUAAUUCUUCUGAUGAGAGUUUAAGAUCAGAGACUUGUUUGCUGCUGUGUUUUCGUUUGUCUCUCCAAAUGGCUUCAGUUUACCUUUAAAAAAAAAUAAAGAACGACCAUGAGGGA